This is a messenger RNA of Lepisosteus oculatus (spotted gar), 5437 nucleotides long. RefSeq names its product ubiquitin-associated and SH3 domain-containing protein B. Gene Ontology annotation, molecular function: protein binding. The record is from RefSeq and is a predicted model, not a curated record. Lineage: Eukaryota; Metazoa; Chordata; Actinopteri; Semionotiformes; Lepisosteidae.
AGCCUGUCAGACCCGGACAUAGUCCUAUUUACGAAUGUAAUCACUUCAGUAAUCCCCGAUAUCGCCACAUACUGACUCAAGUAACAGGCUUGCUACCGUAACACGUCGCCGUCGCUCCGCUACUGAUGUCGUGGCAUGUCGAUACUGGCGUAUGAAGGUGUGCAGGCAGCUGUGUCUUUAAGACGGGGGAGGGGCUCCAGUAUGGCAACACGCACGGGCCGAGCCGAGCCGUUCCGUCACGAUCCAUUCAUAAAUUAGUCACUGCAGGAGGAAGUGCAGUCACAAGGGAUGAUUAAUUUCGAGACCUGUGUGUGUGGAAAUGUUUGGCACUCGUCUCUGAGGAGAUCCUGGCUGUGAAAACUCCUCCGAUUCGCCCAAUUAGCGCAUCUGAGAGAGAGAGACGGGCAGGAGCCGACUGCCUGCUCCUCUCCAAUCAUGAUUUGGUGCGCUGUGCUCCAGGAAGCGGAGCUCUAGCUGUGCGUUAACAUAGGAAACUGAAGCUGCACUUUUUUUUUUUUUGAGUGCGAUCGCACUGUACUUGCAAAAUCCUCUCCAGCUUCCUCCUAUGUCUCUGUUGCUCUGUGGCUCUGGCUGGGAGGUCGCUGAAGUACAAUUAAUGGAACCGUGAACUAUGGCAGCGAAAGACGAUCUCUACACCAAAAUCGUCCCGCGGAGGCAGCGCCAGAACCGUCCGGGAACAGUGAAGCAUGGGUCCAACCUAGACGUGCUCCUGUCCAUGGGCUUUCCCAAAACCAGGGCGCAGAAGGCUCUGGUGUCGACAGGAGGCAGGAGUGUCCAGGCUGCCUGUGACUGGCUGUUCUCCCAUGUCGACGAUCCCUUCCUGGACGACCCCCUGCCCCGGGAGUAUGUGCUGUACCUGCGCCCCAGUGGUCCCCUGCUGCACCAGCUCUCCCACUUCUGGCAGCAGUCCCGGCUCACCUGCGGCAAGAACAAGGCCCACAACAUCUUCCCCCACAUCACGCUGUGCCAGUUCUUCAUGUGUGCAGACAGCAAGGUGGAGGCCCUGUGUGAGGCGCUGCAGUCCACGGUGUGUCAGUGGAGAGGCCGCUUCCCCUGCCCCCUGCCCCUGGAGCUCUACACCUCCUCCAACUUCAUCGGCCUCUUCGUGGAGGAGCAGUGCGCCGAGGUGCUGAAGAAGUUUGCUGCAGAUUUUGCCACUGAGGCUGCCAGCAAAGCAGAUGUCCGCGUGGAGCCCCAUAAGAAGCAGCUGCAUGUCACCCUGGCCUACCACUUCCAGACCGUCCACCUGCCUGCCCUUGAGAAGCUGUCCAAGGGCAUCGACGUCUCCCUGGGCUGCGACUGGCUGGCCGUGCUGUUCUCCCGUGACAUCCGCUUCGCCAAUCACGAGACCUUGCGGGUGAUGUACCCCUACGCCCCACAGAACGAGGACGAGCUGGAGCUGGUGCCUGGAGACUUCAUCUUCAUGUCCCCGGUGGAGCAGACCAGCACCAGUGAGGGCUGGGUGUACGGCACCUCCCUGAGCUCGGGGCUGUCCGGCCUGCUGCCCGAGAACUACAUCAUGAGGGCCGACGAGUGCGACACCUGGGUCUUCCACGGAUCCCACUCCUUCCUGAACUGCACCUCCCCCUCGGGCGCGGCCGGGGUGUGUGAUGGGUUACUGGACGGCCGGAUGCUGGAGGAGCCGGGUCCGGGAGAGCCCCCCACCCUCAGUGUAAUCUGUCAGCCAAUGCAGGUCCUGAGGGUGAACAGCCAGUCCCGAAUGCCCAAGCGCUGCCUGUUCGUCUGUCGCCAUGGCGAGCGGGUGGACGUGGUGUUUGGGAAACACUGGCUCUCCCAGUGCUUCGACGCCAAAGGCAGAUACGUGCGCAUGAACCUGAACAUGCCCUCCGGCCUGCCCGCCAGGAUUGGGGGUUACAGGGACUACGACAAGGACGCUCCCAUCACCGUGUUUGGAACCACACAGGCUCGGCUCGUGGGAGAGGCGCUGCUGGAGAGCAACACGGUGAUCGACUUUGUGUACUGCUCGCCCUCGCUGCGCUGCGUCCAGACUGCACACCACAUCCUCAGAGGGCUGCAGCAGGAGGGGAAAAUGAAGAUCCGUGUGGAGCCGGGCUUGUUCGAGUGGACCAAGUGGGUGUCGGGCACCUCGCUGCCCGCCUGGAUACCUGCUGCUGACCUGGCUGCCGCCAGCCUCAGUGUGGACACAGCGUACAGACCUCAUAUUCCAAUCAGCAAGCUGAGCGUUUCUGAAUCGUAUGACACUUACAUCAGUCGCAGUUUCCAAGUGACUAAGGAAAUCCUGUCCGACUGCAAGGGCAAAGGUAACAACGUACUGAUCGUGGCCCACGCUUCCUCCCUGGAGGCCUGCACUCGCCAGAUCCAGGGCCUGAGUCCCCAGAACUCCAAGGACUUUGUACAGGUGGUGCGGAAGAUCCCCUACCUGGGCUUCUGCGCCUGUGAGGAACAGGGGGACACGGGGGUGUGGCAGCUGGUUGACCCCCCCAUCCUGCCCUUGACACAUGGACCCAAUCACAGCUUCAACUGGAGAGAGACCCUGCUGCAGGAGUGACCCAGAACCACGCACACGAGCUCUUCCCAGGCUCCUGCCACCUGCUGUCCACCUGUCUGUUCCAGUCUCCCAGUAUUUGCCAAAACCUCAGUCAGGGCAUGACAUCCACUAAGGCUGUGUGGAAAUGUAUCCAUAUGUGUAUGUAUAUACAGAUAUACUGUAGAGGGGAACACCUCUACAGCAUGGCGAUUCUGCAGUGUAGUCCAGUUAUAUAUAUACACAUACAGUACACAUAAUCACUUCUGUACUUGUGGUAACUAAAGCAAAGGCUGGGUGAAGGUCCUUCACUUUCCAUCUGCAUGGAGAGCAGCACUGAAGCUAAGAGUUUAUGGACCCAUUCUGGGUUCUGGGCUGCAGCGCCAACUGCGGACACCCCUGGGUGAAGCCCAUGUUAACGCCCCCACUGUCAGUGCUGCAGCCCUGCGAGGUGAAAUCCAGUGGCUGUUAGUCUGAGUCUUUCACUGGGUGUCUCCUGUGGCUGUCGGCCAACAGGAGGGUCAUCUCAGACUCGCAGCCAGACUCGCAGUCUUCACAGAAGCAACACAGGGCUUUGCGUGGGUAGAUCUGGGGCUCGUUCCCAUGCAACAGGCGUGAGCUUGCUGGUUGUUGUGGCCACCUGGUGUCAGGGCUGUCAUUUGACCAGUGGAAUGUCCUCUCUCAGGAUGAUUCCAUGUCACCGUUCAGCAAAUGGUUCAGCACUUACAGUCAGUUAGGAUAAGGCACUGCAGCUGCAGUAAUCUCACAGUGCAUGCAACUCUGAUUAAUGAUUUUGUUCCACGUACAACUGACUCCAGUCGUCUCCUGUGAUGGAUCAGUAGAAACAUGAAAUGCAAGGAGGAGGUACAUAAAUAAUGAAUCAACCUGAUUGCACGCCCCUACCUGUAUCCUACCUAAAACCGAAUCAAUUUAUAAAGUUAAAAGCCUAACCUGAGUAGAAAGCAGCUGAGCCCUGAAAAGCACAAACUACAAUCUGACUUGAGCUGACAAAGACAGAUACCCAGAAAAUUGCAUUAUUCUGUGCAGCAGCAGGACUUCCACUGCGGGCUGGUGACGUGUCCCUGGCUGACCGCAUGUUGACCUGGUGACACCCAGUCCUACAUCAUUACACAUGGCGUGAGGUCCAGUGAGCGCUGUCUGUGGGUGAGGCAGGUGACCAUCUUGACCUGCAGCUGUAAACCACUGCUGGUCACAUACAGUACAGUCAAUAACCGUCAGCGUAGCCCGGUGCCCUGCUUACCUGGCCUGGCUUUUCAUCAUCGGACAUUCAGAAAGGGUGCGAUACGGACUGCCUCCUUUGCGAUGGCUGUUUUCACUCCUGGUACCUGCUGAUGGUCUCCGCCUUUCCCGGGGGUCACCUCCUGCCAGGGGUGCAAACAUCUGCUUAAUGUCAAAAUGUGUAACCGAUGCAUUUCAGAGCGAGUGAUUUAAAUUGUUUAAAAUAUUUCAAAAGAUAUGAUUAUUUAUUUAGCCUGUCUGCCCUGUCAGUGUGUCUUCAGGUCGUUAGCUUACUCGAUGGCAAGGUGGGAGCUCCAAGCCUGCUGCUCCGCGCUCUGCCUGGUGCUUCUGCUUCCUCCAGGCUCAGAGGGCUCAGAGGGACCCGGCUGUGGCUCCCUACACUAGUUUAUCCCCGGUCUGACCUCCGAGGCUGGAUCAUGCCCUGCUGUUCUCUGUGCACUGCAACAGUGUGUGUUGUCCUUGCAGGUUGUUCUGAAAUGUGAAAAGGUCAACGUAGGGUGCCAAAAUUCACCUUGCUUGCCAUAGGUUUGCGGAAAACAAGCACAGUCCCCUUAGAGGGUUCUAAGUGGGACAUGAAGUUUAAAGGUUUCUAAUUUUACCGUGCCUUCACUGUGCUUCCCCAUGCAGGAGCACACGUGUAGCGUGAUGUACUGUAGUAAACAUUGGAUAUCUGUUAUGGAGCACGCAAUCCCCAAGAGGCCACUGAGGUGUAUGGAGCAGCUUGAACGUCUCUCACUGCUUCUUCAGGGAACGACGUGCUGGCAGAUGAGACAUGAGAAUAACAUGCCUCCUUCACACUAAGAGUCGCAAGGAUCUGCGUCCAGCAAGGCAGGCUGCCCCACAGAUGCUGAUGCGCUGAGCUCCUUCCGGGAAGGUUCGGGGCGCUUCUGCGGUCUGCACGAGCGAUGGGGCCAGCAGGCCUCCUCCUGUGACCUGCGUCCUGCUUGCAGGAGGUCAAACGUUAAUACAUGGGGUGUGACACAGCACGAGGGGAGAUGUGGGCUGCGGUCGCUAACCAGUUUUCAAAUAGGAAGAUUGCACCGGCUGAACAACGAGGAAAUGCUGAGCAGCCUGAACAGGAUCCUGCCUCAGCACUGGAAAAAAGCUGCACAGCAUUGGACUCUGCUCCAGAGCUGAGAGAGGAACCCCACUCCGAGUGACCGGCUGCCUUGUUGUAGCACUGUCUCGCCUCUGCUCUCCUUCCUCUUGGGCGUGCAAACCCAGCUUGGACUGUCUGUUCUUUCAAGAGUUUCUUCGAGACAGAGAGGCACCGCUCUUGCACUGGUGUGGUUUUCAUCGUCUGUAUCGGUCAAUAUCGGCAUCCCGCAUUCACGGCUGCGUGUGCCCUCUGUCCUGUCGUCCCCUUCGCCUCCUGGUUCCUGUCCUCUUGUCUGCAGAGCAGAAGCCUGGCUCCUCCUGCGGUCAGCCAGGCAGCUCCCCAGGCUCUGCAGCGCUUUGCAUGUGUCCGGCCAGAAACGCGCCGCAGUGAACGAGCGAAACUAAAACCGUACGCAAAACACGAAGCUGAUACAAGGCAAGUCUCUACUUGACAAAGUCCUCUUCUUUGAAAAAGAAUUCAUGCUUUAUGUAUUUAAAUUAUUGUCUUCAUUUUUAUGCAAUUAAAAAGGUCAAAAAUGUGUUUCUAAAGAA